Molecule: messenger RNA, 960 nt
Organism: Talaromyces amestolkiae
Lineage: Eukaryota; Fungi; Ascomycota; Eurotiomycetes; Eurotiales; Trichocomaceae
Exons: 1
Coding region: 1-960 (319 amino acids)
Biological process (GO): secondary metabolic process
Cellular component (GO): cytoplasm; cytosol
Molecular function (GO): hydrolase activity; carboxy-lyase activity
Source: RefSeq, a predicted model, not a curated record
AUGACACCCAUAAUAACCCUCGAAGAGCACUACGUCUCCUCCGCCGUCCGCAACGCCUCCGACACAGACCACUACGCCCAGUUCCCCCCUCCAAUCGUCUCCAAACUCAACACAUUAGCUGCUGAGCGGCUCCAAGAUCUCGAUAAUGGUCAUGUCUCUCUACAAGUAAUCUCCCACGGGCCCGGCGCCCAACCACCACAACUCUGCAAAGCAGCAAAUGACGAACUCGCCUCCGCCGUUGCAGCGAAUCCAACUCGAUUCGCUGCUUUCGCUCUUUUACCGAUGGCUGAGCCAGGCCUUGCGGUAGAGGAGCUGGAGCGCUGUGUCAUUGAGCACAGGUUCGUGGGUGCUUUGGUUGAUAAUCACACAAACGGACAGUUCUACGACGACAGGAAAUUCUGGCCCGUGUUUGAGAAGGCGCAGGAUUUGGAUGUGCCGAUUUACAUUCACCCUUCAUACCCAGACGAGAAGACCGGGGUCGCUGCUCAUUAUCGGGGUAAUUACGAUGAUCGCAUUGGCGAUGCUCUGGGCGCGUAUGGUUGGGGCUGGCAUUCUGAUACCGCCCUCUCAAUACUGAAAUUGUAUGCAGCUGGCUUGUUUGAUGCAUUACCCAAUGUCAAAAUCAUCAUUGGCCAUAUGGGUGAAAUGCUUCCCUUUCAACUCGAGCGCGUCAUUGCGAUUGCGUCGAGGUUUGGCAGACAGCGAGGUCUUCGAGACGUGUGGACGCAAAACAUCUGGGUGACGACGAGUGGCAUGUUUGCGUUGGCGCCGUUGGCGUGUUUGUUGCAGACGAUGCCGAUUGAGAGAGUGUUGUAUAGUGUUGAUUAUCCGUUUUCGGCGAAUGAGAAGGGCUACGCUUUUCUGGAGGAGAUUAAGAAGAGUGGAUUGAUCAAGGAAGGGGAGGAGUGGGAGAAGUUUUUGUAUAAGAAUGCGCAGGAGCUGUUGAAGGUGAAGGUUUGA